Messenger RNA from Sitophilus oryzae (rice weevil), 522 nucleotides. RefSeq lists its product as uncharacterized. The record is from RefSeq and is a predicted model, not a curated record. Bases 1 to 522 code for a protein of 173 amino acids. NCBI's taxonomy places the organism in Eukaryota, Metazoa, Arthropoda, Insecta, Coleoptera, Curculionidae. The transcript has a single exon.
AUGCUAGAAAGGAUAAACAGGAAGUUAGCACUCAGGGUUGCUUUGGCAUACUGCACAUGUCCAACAGUAGCGAUACUGUGUCUUGUUAAGAUACCUCCGAUUAGCCUAGUGAUCGAGGAAAGAAACCAAACAUAUAAAAACGGAACCUCCUUCCAGAAGACCAGGAGCAUUGUACUAGAGCGAUGGCAGACACGAUGGGAAACAUAUAGCAGGUGGACUAAGACUUUCAUACCUAAUAGCAAACAUUGGAUAAAAUGUGACCAAGCAAAUACGGACUACUACAUCACGCAAGCUAUGACUGGCCAUGGAGUCUUAGGCGAGUAUCUGUACAGGAUCCGCAAGGCAAACUCUCCUACAUGCGAGGCGUCAGACUCGGCCAACCAUAUACCAUCUGAGUAUCACGCGCACGACGACAUACGGCAAAACAUAGAAACAGUAUGUGGUACAAAGAUCACUACAGAAAACGUCGAAACCCUUCUGACAAAAUCGAACGAAAAUAUCGAAGCGAUUUGCGGUUGCUAA